AUGCAAUACGGACUUCUUUCGGCCCUGGCCGCCUUCGCCGGCGUCGUCAGCGGCACUCCUGUCUCUCUCCUUUCUCCUCGACAAGCCGCCGGCCUCAACGCCGCCAUGGUCGCCGCAGGCAAAGAAUACUUCGGAACCUGCCUGACAGUCCGCAACGACCAGUCCGAGUCCAGCAUCAUCGCCAACAAGGACGAGUUCGGCUCCAUCACCCCCGAGAACGCCAUGAAAUGGGAUGCUGUCCAGCCUAAUAGAGGACAGUUUAGUUUUGGUGCCGCGGAUCAACAUGUCAACUGGGCGGUCCAGAACGGAAAACAGAUCCGUUGCCAUACUCUCGUGUGGUAUUCGCAGCUUCCUGGAUGGGUUAGCGGUAUCAACAACAACGCUACCCUCUACGAGGUGAUGCAGAACCACAUUUCGACCGUCAUGGGUCGAUACAAGGGGAAGUGCACGCACUGGGACGUCGUCAACGAAGCUCUCAACGAAGACGGGACAUACCGAGAUAACGUCUUCCUGAGAGUCAUGGGAGAAAGCUACCUCCCCAUCUCGUUCAGGCUUGCCGCCGAGGCAGAUCCCGCGGCGAAGCUCUACUACAACGAUUACAAUCUUGCCUACGGCGAUGCCAAGGCGGAAGGCGCCGUCCGCAUCGUUAAACUCGUCCAGUCGUGGGGCUACCGCAUCGACGGCGUCGGCCUUCAAGGCCACAUGGUCACUGAAUCGACACCGACCCAGGAGACGCCUUGCCCCUCACAGGAGAAGCUCGCGACCGCCCUCCGCAUGUUCACCGAUCUCGGCGUCGACGUCGCAUACACCGAAGUUGAUAUCCGCAUGAACACUCCCUCGAAUGCCCAGAAGCUCCAGGUGCAUGCUGAGGCUUUUGGUCGCAUGAUGGGUGCCUGUAUGGAAGUUGAACGCUGCGUUGGGUUUACGGUUUGGGGCGUUUCCGAUCGAUACAGCUGGGUUCCGCAAACCUUUUCUGGUGAGGGAGAUGCUCUCCUCUGGAACAACAACUUCCAGAAAAAGCCCGCUUACCAAGCUACCCUCGAUGCCAUCGUGAACUACAAACCCCCGGAGAAGCCUGCCGAACCUGAGACCCCGGCCGAGCCUGAGACCCCGGUCGAGGGAGGGGAAACGCCUAGCAGCCCUGCUGCCCCCGCCGAGCCGACCGCUGCCACUCCUUAA
This is a messenger RNA of Scedosporium apiospermum, 1179 nucleotides long. Its product is annotated as Cellulase. The transcript is spliced from 7 exons. Gene Ontology annotation, biological process: carbohydrate metabolic process. Gene Ontology annotation, molecular function: hydrolase activity, hydrolyzing O-glycosyl compounds. The record is from RefSeq and is a predicted model, not a curated record. The coding region runs from base 1 to 1179 and encodes 392 amino acids. NCBI's taxonomy places the organism in Eukaryota, Fungi, Ascomycota, Sordariomycetes, Microascales, Microascaceae.